AUUUACAGGUGUCCUGUCCACUGUGAGGCUUUCAUCAGACUGAGGAUUAGGAGUGCAUUAGAGUAGGUCUGAAUCAGAGCAGGCGGUAGAGAGACAGGGAUUGAGAGGAAGAAAAUAAAUGUGUGAUGAGUGAGGGAGGGAGGAGUUUGUUUCGCAAACAUACAUGUAUAUACAGCCCGGACAAGAGUGGAAGGAAAACUUAUUGCCUAUAAAAAGGACAAUAUUGCACAAAUAUAUACUGAUACAAAGCAAGACAUGGAGUUGUGUGAGAUUUUAGAUCAGAAGCAUAUUAUUCUAGACUGCCAUGGUAAUCCAGGACACAAUCAGUGCUGAGAACUAAAGAGGUCAUCACAACCUCACACAGACAUAUGGACAAGAUGGGGGCCAGUCGUCCACUACCUAAUGCGCCCAAGGACUCACUAAGUGCUGCAAUAGAGGCCAUCAGUGUGAGCACAGAACUUAUCGAGGAAGAACUAAAGCCAUAUUUGGACACAGUAUUCAAUGUUGCCAUAGAAAGAAAAAAAGGCAUAUCAGAGCAGGUGGUAGAAAGUGGGAUUCUGCCUGUUCUGGCUCAGAUUUUAAGAAGAAAGAGCACACUCACUACUCACACUGCCAGACUGGUAGCUGAACUGGCCAGAGAUGCUCCUGUGAGAGAGCAAUGCUUUGAGACAGGCAUUGUAUCUGCCCUUGUGACCUUACUGCUAAGCCAAGACCAGGACCUUCUCCUUCACGUUAGCCAGGCCAUCGCCAGGAUUUGCUAUGACAGCAACUUGCAGCAGGAGCGAUUCCUGAGGCUCGGAGCUGUCCCACGACUGGUGUCGGUUCUUCUCCAGUACAGUGAGAACGAGGCACUGCUGAGCUCUUGCCUUCUGGCCCUUUGUAACCUGGCCGACAUGGGCGAAGAAGAUGGCACUAUGCUCUCCUGGGAGAAAGGGGCGUAUUUCGGCGAGGGGGAGCGGGUUUUCCGUGGCACCUCACGGUGCUCUUUUGGCUUCUCUUCAGCUGUGACGGUGGUCAGGCUGAAACAGUGGACUAACGGCCAGUACUCUGUGGCAGUAGAAGUGCUUCAAAGGUGCUCCACAAUGCUGUGGGGCGCAAAAAACGGCCACCAGACUGGACACCGCUUACCGAACUUUGCCCACCUAGGCAGCUGCCCCAAAUUGUAUAAAGUUAUCAAAUGCUCAGUGAAGAACAUACCGAGAAACAGGAAUCUGAGGGCAGCAGUGCUUCAUACCCUCUUGUGAGGCUUCAUUGUAGUGCUUUUGGACUAUUAAUGAACGUCUGAGGUGGCCUGGUGUAAACCACAUCCCAAUAUUUAAGGAGCUCAUUUCAGCCAUUCAUAAUAAAGAAUGGAUCUGAAAGCACAAACAUAGAAUAUAAUUGCUCUCAGUUUCCAGUUGCUCAGAUGUCACGUCUAAACCUGAGAGUACCAGUCGAGAGACAAAAUCACAAGCCAGGUCACAAGACAUGUUGUGUCCAAGCAGUUUUAAAAAAUCCUACAGAUCUACGCUGGCUAUACACAGAACAUGAGAACAGGUGGACGCCGAGCUGCAAUCUGCUAGCCUUUCUGAACUCUGUGAUUAGUCCAUAAGAGGCCUUACAGUAGUAGAUUAUCCAGACCCAGUGUUCAGGGUCAGAGCAGCUACACUCACCCAGGUCACAAUAUGCAACCGUGUUGCAAAAUGCACCAAAGGAAAUAGAUUAACAGAUGAGAAUCGUGAUUUAUGUUUACAGUCUUUGGGUCCAAACUAGGGAUGCACCGAUAUGAAAAGUU
Molecule: messenger RNA, 1774 nt
Organism: Sinocyclocheilus grahami
Lineage: Eukaryota; Metazoa; Chordata; Actinopteri; Cypriniformes; Cyprinidae
Exons: 5
Coding region: 369-1244 (291 amino acids)
Biological process (GO): positive regulation of GTPase activity
Molecular function (GO): protein binding; guanyl-nucleotide exchange factor activity
Source: RefSeq, a predicted model, not a curated record